GUGCAAAGUGUCUUAAACUUCUAGAUGGAUUCUUGGUACAGAGAAAGUGGUUCUGAAAAUGAGCAAGAAACAUCUAGCUCCAAAAAAGGAAAAAAGCAAUAUCAUCGUCAUUCAUCUCAACAAAUUCAACAACUUGAAUCGUAUUUUAGAGAAUGCCAACACCCAGAUGACAACCAGCGACGACAACUGAGUAUGGAAUUAGGAUUGGAACCUAAGCAGAUCAAAUUUUGGUUCCAAAAUAAAAGGACGCAAACAAAGGCUCAAAGUGAGAAGGCGAAUAACAAUGGGCUUCGGACGGAAAAUGAGAGAAUCCAUUGUGAAAAUCUAGCGAUGAGGGAGGCACUGAAGAGCAUAGUCUGCCCAAAGUGUGACGGGGAAGAGGAGAGGAAACAUGGCCUUCAAUUAUUGAUGAUGGAAAAUGUGCAACUCAAGGAAGAGCACGAACGGUUAUCAACAAUUCUUUCCAGUGUCAUGGGAAGAUCAGCGGUAGAAUCAGCUUCCAGUGGAUCUUUGCACGAGGAGAGCAACUAUCUAGCAACUACCGGUGGCAGCGGCGGCUCAUCGGCACCCAUAGGAGAAAAGCGGCAGCAUGAAACCGUCCACGGCCGGCAUACAUAUCCGAUGAAAAGUCCGACGUCGUUGCCCUUCACCCGUACGCCAGGCAGAGGAGUGCAAGAGAUGGAGAAAGGAAUCAUGAUAGAGACGGUGGCAGCCGCCAUGGAGGAGGUGGUGGAGCUGCUGCAGGCGGAUGAGCCGCUGUGGACGCGAAGCCCCGACGAUGAAGGGAGAUUGGUCCUCCACCGAGAAAGCUACGACAAGCUCUUUGCCAAGGGGAAUUGCUUGAGAAACCGCACAGCUAGGACGGAAUCUUCCAAGGAUUCCGGCAUUGUCGCCGCCACUCCGGUUGAGUUGAUCCAGAUGUGCCUUGAUCCGAUGAAAUGGAUGGAUUUCUUCCCAACAAUAGUGCACAAAGCAAGGAUAAUUGAAGUUGUUGAUAGUGGGAUACUUGGAGGCUCCUUACAGUUGAUGUACGAGAAAAUGCACAUUCUUUCACCCAUGGUGGCGCCUCGGGACUUCGUUUUCUUACGUUACUGUCAACAACUUGAACCCAACACAUGGGUAAUGGUUGAUGUUUCAUAUGACGACUACUCCUUCAAAGACCUUAUAAUUGACACUACUACUACUUCUGCUUCUUCCUCUCAUGACUCAUGGAGGCUUCCUUCUGGAUGUUUGAUUCGAGAUUUGCAUAAUGGAAAAUCUAUGGUUACGUGGGUCGAACAUGUUCAAGUGGACGAUAAGUUACAAACCCAUUGCCUGUAUAAAGAUUUAAUCCGCGAUGGUUUAGCGUAUGGAGCAAAGCGUUGGAUUGCUAUGCUUCAAAGGAUGUCGGAACGAUAUGGAUUCUUCUUAGGGUUAAGAAGUGUGCCUCCUAGACAUGAGCUUGAAGAAGUGAUAAAUGCGCCACUAGGGAGGAGGAACAUGAUGCAGUUAUCCCAUAGGAUGGUGAGGACAUUCUACGAAACCCUAAGCAUGCCGGAAAGAAAAGAUUCGGCUCAUGAGAAUGGCGAGGUGAGGGUAUCUCUGCGCAGAAGCAACCAACCCGGACAACCCGACGACAACAGCUUGGUCGUUUGUGCCGCCGCCUCUCUCCGGCUUCCUCUUCCACCGGAACAUCUCUUUGAUUUCUUCAAAGACGACAGAUUUAGAUCCCAAUGGGACGUUCUGUCCCAUGGCUACCCCGUCACCGAGAUCGCCCGCAUCUCUACGGGCACUCAUCCCGGCAACUGUGUCUCCAUCAUCCAGGAACUCAACGGCGGAGGAGCUGACGCGGAGGCGGCGGCGGCGGUGUGGCGGCAGAUCAGAGAAGAGGCGAAGCGGGACGCCGAAUCGGAGCCGGUGCUCGCCAGCCACCUACACUCCACCAUCAUAUCUCAUUCCUCCUUGUUCCGCUCCCUCUCUUUUCAUCUCAGCAACAAGCUCUCCUCCUCCACUCUCCCCUCCGCCCUCCUCUGCCACCUCUUCCUCGACACCUUUUCCUCCCCCGCCGGCCCGUCCCUCCGCGCCGCCACCGCUGCCGACCUCUGCGCCGCCCGUUUCCGCGACCCCGCUUGCACUUCCUUCUCCCACUGCCUUUUGAACUACAAGGGCUUCUUGGCCAUCCAAGCCCACAGGUUGGCACACGACCUGUGGCUGCAGGGCAGGAAGCCAAUUGCCCUGUCCCUGCAGUCCAGGACGGCGGACGUGUUCGCGGUGGACAUACACCCGGCGGCAAGGAUAGGGAGGGGGAUGUUACUGGACCAUGCCACCGGAGUGGUGAUCGGAGAGACGGCAACCGUCGGGAACAAUGUUUCCAUGCUGCACAACGUCACGUUGGGCGGGACAGGGAAGCUCUGCGGCGGCGGAGGUUGCGGGGACAGGCACCCGAAAAUCGGGGAUGGAGUCUUGAUUGGGGCGGGGGCCACCAUAUUGGGGAACGUGGAGAUUGGUGAGGGGGCGAAGAUCGGCGCCGGAUCGGUGGUGCUCAUCGAUGUGCCGCCGUGGACCACGGCGGUCGGGAGUCCUGCUAGGGUAUUGCGCGGGAAGGAACAGCCACAUGUUCAUGAAGAUCAUGUUCCUCUCGAGUUCAUGGCAUAGUUUUUAGAGCACAGAUGGGAUCCAACAAAGCAAGAGGAGCAAAAUUAACUUCAAGUUUUUGUAAACUAAUAAUAAACAUUCUAGCCAUUUAACAUUACUGCAUAUUAAGAGUACAAUAGAUGUGUGUUCUUUCUUUGAAUGCCGGAGUAGUGAACAACAUCUGAUUUGAUGAGAAACACCAACCCAAAAACCUAUAAGAGAUCCUGACUUGACAGCUUAGGAACAAUGUGUAUGUUCAUAUCCAAAAUAGAAUUACUAAACCUAAAAUGGCAAUCCCAAAUCAAUUCCAUUCCAAUGGUCGUACCCAAAAUGGAGUUACUAAACCUGAAAUUGUAAUCCUAAACCAAUUUCUUUCUUCCAAUAGAUAAACUCAAGAAAUACAUUUUGGAUAAGAUAAGUAUGAAUUCUCUUAGUGAAGGGAGAAGGGUAAACCAUUAAGUCUAGAUAAUUUGCUCAAGACAACCUGCAAAAUAAAUAUGUAUCAAGAUGCAUCGUCAAAAGAAUGUGAGUUGAGCAAUCUGAAAUCUUUUAUACAUUAAUAGUAGCAUGUAUGCAAUGUAAAUUAUUAAGACUAUUUGUGUAACAAAAAUGGAACCCAACCAUUAAGUGUUAUUCUCCACUGGAAGACAGUGAUUGGGACCAGGUCCAAGCCAUUUUGUACCAAGUACUCAUAAAACAACUUCCAAAGGAGAAUAAAUCCACAAGCACCUGUAGUUAGAUCCCAGGCCAUCAUACAAAACUGUUCUUUAGAGCUCCCCUGCUAAAAUCUUUCAACUAAAGCCAAAACUUAGUAGACAGAUCAACUACAUUGAGCAGUAGUACAAAGCAGUAGCACCAUUAAACAACCAACUUUAGUUUAUCACAAUACAGAAACAAUAAAAUAAAAUAAAUGAUGGAGAUGGGAGAGAUGACGCUAAAGAAAACGAUGUGUAAACAACAGUUUACAAUUCUAUGACUAUCUGCAAAUUGUGUUCCAAUAAACAACAGUUUUCAAAAAAACGAUGUGUAUGCGCUAAAGAAAAAAAAUAUACCCGCUUACGAUUUGGUAUAUUGAGCUGUCCGGUUUUCCAAACUUUACACAGCCAAGUUAUUCGCUAUGUAAUUGAAAUGGAUAAUGUAUAUUCUGUAGUAUUGAACAUUUAUUUUGUUUAUUCCCCUACCCAGAGGUAAUUCUCCAUAACAUUUUGAGUUGGAUAGGUAUUAAAUUCAACUCAAAUUUGUAGUAAAUUACCCAAAAGAAAAAUUCCAGAAAAUUUACUAAGUUUUCUAGUAUAUAAUCCAGUAAAUUAACUAACUCAAAUUCAACUCAAAACGAUGAACUCAAUAUAUUUUUUAUAAAAUUAACUAACUCCAAUUCAACUCAAAAAGAUAAACUCAAAGUAUUUUCAUGUCUCUAAAAUACUUCCUCCGUCCCACUAUAUUUGUCCACUUUCAUUUUUGCACACCAUCCAAUACACUUCUUUAAUCCAU
This is a messenger RNA of Cuscuta campestris, 4104 nucleotides long. The record is from the annotation of a GenBank genome assembly. Lineage: Eukaryota; Viridiplantae; Streptophyta; Magnoliopsida; Solanales; Convolvulaceae.